AAUGCGAAAAUGCUAUGCAAAAUGUCGGCGACUUUAAUCAUCCAAGUGCGGGAAUGUCGUUUAAAGUGUCGCGUGUCCAAGUGCCAGGAAUAUUGAAAGUGUUGCGCGUCCAAGAACAGGAGUGUUGUUCAAAGUGUCGCGCAUGUGAAUUAACCGACUCUGAACCGACAAUGACCCUGCAACCAAAGAAGAGGAGGAGGCCUAGGAGAAGCAUCAGGCACCGGCAAAACAACCUUGAUAUCAAUAUAGCUUCAAUAUCAUCAACUUCGCUGUUGCGCAUCGAUGGCCAAUCUACAGGGUCUCUACUUCGGCCUACGCUCGACAGAGAUCGCCGCUGUAAAAGACUAGAACAAGGAUAGAAGGCGCGUACAGUGCAAUACGUACAUCCGGGACAACAUAACCUCGUAGCGGAGACAGAUAACCCGCUAUCUACGGAUGAACCGUCAAUUCCGGUGUGCUGAG
This is a messenger RNA of Camponotus floridanus (Florida carpenter ant), 462 nucleotides long. RefSeq lists its product as uncharacterized. The record is from RefSeq and is a predicted model, not a curated record. The transcript has 3 exons. The coding region runs from base 15 to 359 and encodes 114 amino acids. Lineage: Eukaryota; Metazoa; Arthropoda; Insecta; Hymenoptera; Formicidae.